CAUUACUGUUAUGUAGUACGUACAAUGACGUAUAGACGUCGAGAGAAUAUAAAGUACUUAUUUUUUUUUCACUGUUAUCAUGGGUUCCAGAUUGAGAGACAAUGUGCAACAUCUUUUUGAAUGUUUCUGUGAGACAGCUGCACCAUUGGGAGAAAAACCACCUUGGAUACUUCAGAAGUAUCCAAGUUCUUUCUUAGAUGAGGAAAUACUUAAAUCAGUCCCUAAAUUUGCGUAUCCUUGUGAAAUUGAAAAUUUGAUGGUACAACAUUUCUCAUUUGUACUCACUAGCAUAGACUCAAAGUGGACAUUUGGAUUUUGCAGACAUGAUCCUAAGACAGACACAGCUUUAGUAAUUUUAAGUGCACUACCAUGGCAUGAAAUAUUUUAUAAGCUUUUAAAUAAUAUUGCAACUUUAAUGAGCAAUAGUACUGGAGAAGAUCUUUGGAAAUUUCUUGAAACUGUAUAUAAAAGUCCAGUCCCCAUUCCUGGUAGUUCUGUUUCUAUUCCUGUACCACAUUCUAAAGUGAACUUUGUUUGCCAAAGUCCUAAACAAUUUCAAUUACCAAGUAUACCUGAAAAUAGAAACUUGACUGAAUAUUACAGUGCUGUUGAUGCUCAUAAUAUGAUGAUUAUAUUUGCUUCUAUGCUAUAUGAACGACGAAUUAUUUUCACUUCGAAACGUCUGUCAAGAUUAAGUGCUUGUGUUCAAGCAUGCAAUGCUUUAAUUUAUCCAAUGAUUUGGCAACAUAUAUAUAUCCCAGUUUUACCGCUAUCUUUGAUCGACUAUUUAUUGGCACCAAUGCCAUUUUUAAUUGGAGUACCUACUCCAACACUUCAGAGAGUACGCAAAAGCGAUCUAGGCGAAGUCGUUAUUUUGGAUGCUGAUAUUAACACUAUAGAAUCUCCGUUUCAAGAUUUAGAAUCGUUGCCUCAGGACGUAGUGGCAAACUUGAAAAAGGCAUUACGUAACAGAUCUGCGCUUCUUGGAGAUGGCGUGUCAAGGGCAUUUUUACGAGCAUUGGUGCAAUUAACGGCUGGAUAUAGGGACGCAUUAACGUUGGAGCAGGGACAGAGUAUUACUUUUAAUCAGAAUGCAUUUGUGGAAAGCAGACCGUCGUCGAUGCAACCUUUUCUACGAAAAAUGUUGGAGUUACAAAUAUUUCAACAAUUUAUUGAAGAAAGACUGAAUAUGCUUAAUUCAGGGCUUGGUUUUUCGGAUGAAUUCGAAAUGGAAGCUUGCAGCUAUUCCGCUAAAUCUGGUAGCAAAUUUAUGCAACAAUAUCGGGAAUGGACUUACGCUAUGCGAAAAGAAAGCUCUGCAUUUUUUCGCAGCGUAAAAGACAAGGCCAAUCCAGCUGUAAAAUAUGCAGUUAAAUCAGUAAAGGAUAAAGGCAAAGACAUGAAAACGGCGUAUAAAGGAUUGAAAUGGAAAGGACGAUCAAAUAGAAGUGAUACUAGUAUGAGAUUCCAUCAACCAAGAUCCGCACCUAGCUCACCCACGUCUGACAGAAGACCUAUCGAUUUUACGUCCCCGCCGAAAUCACCAAAUAGUUUUACGGCUACUACUAGUUACAGAAAAGACCUUCGAAUACGUAAUAGCAAUUUCACUGAUUCAAGGAAACAAUAUUCGCCGUUAAGUCCCAGUUCCCCAGAAGAAUCCGAUUCCCCACCAGAAAGGGUAAACAUUGAUCUUAUGCAAGAGCUCCGACACGUGAUAUUUCCUAAUACACCUCCUGUUGAUAGAACAGAGUCUCCCGAAGUGUCAGAUUUAAUUAGAUUAGAUUCGACAGCAAGCAACGAUGACUUUGAUCCUUUGCUUUCGAAAACCUCGGACUUCGCAAGCUCUAAGCAAAUGACUCAAUCAUUACAUGUUCCAGAGAUGGGUGAAGGUCUUAGCAAUCCUUUGUAUCCUUAUUUUCAACCACUGCACAAAAGUAACGAUAAGCAACAAAAAUCUUCCGAUAAUAUUGGUGAUCUGGAUUUACUGCAAGCAUAUGGCUUGGAUUUUAACAAGUUUAGCAUAAGCAAUGGUGAUUCACCAUCAAAAAAUUCUACAGCAUGCAGCACAUCUGAGAGCAGCAUUAAUAUUGAUAAUACGUUCAGUUUAACGUUGAAUGCGCCUGCCAUUAAAUCACAAAACAAUUGGACAAAAUUUGAAUAAGUAAUGAAAUAUAUUACUGUUCACAUAUCACACAAUUGUAUAUAUAAUGUUAAUACUAUUUUUUUUUUCUUUUGUUAUUCAUGUAAACAUAAGUAUCAUUGAACACCUGUAGAAGCAUAGUUGUGAAUAGGAGUUUUACAGUUAAAUGAUAAUUGAGUUGAAUGAAUUGUAAUAUCCUAGCCAUUAGUAAAAAGGGGAAAAUGAUCAUUUGACUUCGUAGCACAAAUAUGUAAUACAAUACGUCCUUAUACAUUUUUUAUAUUGAGAACUGACAGGAUAUUUUUAGUA
Molecule: messenger RNA, 2449 nt
Organism: Habropoda laboriosa
Lineage: Eukaryota; Metazoa; Arthropoda; Insecta; Hymenoptera; Apidae
Product: DENN domain-containing protein 1A
Exons: 14
Coding region: 80-2161 (693 amino acids)
Biological process (GO): endocytic recycling; endocytosis
Cellular component (GO): intracellular membrane-bounded organelle; cytosol
Molecular function (GO): guanyl-nucleotide exchange factor activity; phosphatidylinositol phosphate binding
Source: RefSeq, a predicted model, not a curated record